AAUGUGUAAAGCCGUAGAAAAACUUACAAGAGACUACUUUUAUCCUUCUGUUGCCUCUGUUGUCAAUCCUUCUUCUCCUGCUGCUACUGUUGAUACUAUUCCCGCCGUUGUCUCUGAUCGUGUUUCUUCUACUGAGGAAGUGCCUGAUACCGUGGAAACUCAAGAGGAAGUUGGGUUAGAAGAUUAUAACAAAGAUAAUGACAACGAAGACGAUGAUUUUAAGGAGGACAUCAUCGAAAGGGAUUCUCUAGUCACGGAGGAAAACCCUACAAAAAUUCUCUAUCCCCGGAGACCCGAUAGCGCCGAUUGCUCCAAUUACCUUCGAACUGGAACUUGUCACUAUGAAGCGAAUAGCAGGUACGAUCAUCCUGCUAGAAAGGAAAACCAGUAUUACCUGCAGCCAGGAGAAUGUGAGUGCGAAAAAGCUUGUAGAAACAAUCAUUCGCGGGAAAAACCAGUGGUACCACCACCACUAGAUUUUAACUUUCUCGACUUGCCAAUUAGACCGGGGGAGAGAGAGUGCUCGGAAUAUAUGCGUGAUGGUUUCUGCAAGGAUGGACAUAGCUGCAGAUUUCAUCAUCCUGAUCCUAUUGCUGUUGGAGAGGAUAUUCCUUCUAGUUCUGUCUCAUUACAUCUGUCAGGUGCAUCACUACCGGCUUCAACAUCUUGGUCUUCUCCACCGAAUGAGACUGUUCCUUACCUAGAUGCUGCCAAUCCUUAUGUACCAAUAAUGGUGCUUCCACCUCAAGGGGUGCAUCCAAAUCUUGAUUGGAAUGGAUAUCAGGGGGAGAGAGAGUGCAAGUACCAUGUGCAUGAUGGUUUCUGCAAGUAUGGAUGCAACUGCAGGUUUCAUCGUCCUUAUCCUGUUGCUGUCGGAGGAGGUGAUAUUCCUUCUGGUCCUGGCUCAUUACAUCUGUCAGGUGCAUCGCAACCGGCUUCAGCAUCUUGGUCUCCACCACCGAAUGAGGCAUUUUCAUACCUAGAUGCUUCCAAUCCUUAUGUACCAAUAAUGAUGCUUCCACCUCAAGGGGUACAUCCAAAUCCUGAAUGGAGUGGAUAUCAGGCUAGCUUAAGACAUAACAGAAUACAACCAUUGCUUGCAGCAAAUCCUAAUCUCCCUGGUUGGAGCAAGCCAAAGACUCACCCUGCUGUGAAUGGUACCUGCAAGGGUGCAAAGAAAACUGAAACUGUGCAGUCUCUGUGGUGUGAAAUCUGCAAGAUUGGCUGUACCAGAAAGGAUGACUUGGACCAACACAAAAUGGGAAAGAAGCACAAGAUGAACCUGGAGAAACUGGAAGAAUCAGAGAAAGAAGCCAGUGUCCCACCUGCUACAGCGGCCCCAGCAGCAAAGGAUCCUGUGAUUGGUCCCAAAGAAAACCCUGCAGCUGACAAGGGUAAAACUGUUGUGCUGUGUGCAUGGUCUGAAAUCUGCAAGAUUGAUUGUAGCAGCAAGGAUGUCUCAGACCAACACAAACUGGAAAAGAAGCACAAGAACUUGGGGAAACUGGAAGAAUCAAACAAAGAAGCCAGUGCCCCAGCUGCUCCAGAGGCCCCAGCAGCAAAGGAUCCCGUGACUGGUCCAAAAGAAAGCCCAGCAGCUGACAAGGGAAAGACUGUUGUGCAGUCUGCGGGGUGUGAAAUCUGCAAGAUUGACUGUAGCAGCAAGGAUGUCUUGGACCAACACAAAGUGGAAAAGAAGAACAAGAGGAACCUGGAGAAAUUGGAAGAAUCAAAGAAAGAAGCCAGUUCCCCAGCAGCAAAGGAUCCCGUGAUUGGUCCAAAAGAAAGCCCAGCAGCUGACAAGGGCAAGACCGUCAUGCAGUCUGCUUGGUGUGAAAUCUGCAUGAUUGAAUGUACCAGCAAGGAUGACUUGUACCAACACAAAUUGGGGAAGAAGCACAAGAAGAACAUAGAGAAACUGGAAGAAUCACAGAAAAAAGCCAGUGCACCAGCUGCCACUGCCCCAGCAGCAAAGGAUCCAGUGAUUGGUCCAAAAGAAAGCCUAGCAGCUGACAAGGGUAAGAUUGUCAUGCAGUCUUCUUGGUGUGAAAUGUGCAAGAUUAGAUGUACCAGCAUGGAUGACUUGGACCAACACAAAUUGGGGAAGAAGCACAAGAAGAACCUGGAGAAACUGGAAGAAUCAAAGAAAGAAGCCAUUGCCCCAGCUGCUAAAGCGGCCACAGCAGCAAAGGAUCCCGUGAUUGAUCCAAAAGAAAGCCCAGCAGUUGACAAGGGCAAGACUGUUGUGCAAUCUGCAUGUUGUGAAAUCUGCAUGAUUGACUGUUACAGCAAGGAUGUCUUGGACCAACACAAAUUGGGAAAGAAGCAUAAGAACCUGGAGAAGUUGGAAGAAUCAAAGAAAGAAGCCAGUGCCCCAGCUGCUGCUACAGCAGCCCCAGCAGCAAAGCAUCACGUGAUUGGUCCAAAAGAAAGCCCAGCAGUUAACGAGGGCAGUGCGGUUGUCUUCGAUCAACACAAAUUGGGAAAGAAGCACAAGAAGAGCCUGGAGAAAUUGGAAGAGUCAGAGGAAGAAGCCAGUGCCCCAGCUGCAAAGGAUCCUGUGAUUGGUCCAAUAGAAAGCCCAGCAGUUAAUGAGGGCAAGACUAUUGUGCUGUCUGCAUGGUGUGAAAUCUGCGAGAUUGGCUGUGGCAGCGAAGUUGUCUUGGAGCAACACAAAUUGGGAAAGAAGCACAAGAAGAACCUGCAGAAUUUGGAAGAGUCAGAGGACGAAGCCAGUGCCCCAGCUGCUACAUCGGCCUCUGCAGCAAAGGAUCCUGUGAUUGGUCCAAAAGAAAGUCCAGCAGUUGGCAAUGGCAAGACUGUUGUGCAGUCCGCGUGGUGUGAAAUCUGCAAGAUUGACUGUAAAAGCAAGGUUGUCUUGGAGCAACACAAAUUGGGAAAAAAGCACAAGAAAAACCUGGAGAAAUCGGAAGAAUCAGAGAAAGAAACCAGUGCCCCAGCAGCAAAUGAUCCCAUGAUUGGUCCAAAAGAAAGCCCAGCAGCUAACAACGGCAAGACUGUUGGUGUGCAACAGGGAAAAAAGAAGGGAGCCUCAUCUUUGGGGCCUGGAGAGGAUCUGGUGACAUUGAGGAGGAAACUGAUGGAAGGUGGGGUGGAAGCUUAUGCAGUGAACGUAUGCACAAUAUGCAAUGUAGUGUGUAAUAGCCUGACGGACUUCACUAACCAUUUGGCAGAGCAAAAUCAUGCUAAUUUGGUGGAAGAAACAGGCAGCAGCAGUUGUGACAGUGAAUCCUCCUGGCCCUGGGGUGGUUACUGCUGCUUCGAAGAUGAACUUCCCUGGAAAAAAAAAUGAAGGAAUAUAUAUCAAUGUCGUCAUCAUCAUUUAGCUCUUCUUUGUUUACUCGGGGAAUCCUCUUUGGUUUUCUUGUAAAUAUUUAAUAUGGGUUUCUUUUGGUGAAAGAUCAUUCAAGUGUCUCUCCAAAUUCAUC
Molecule: messenger RNA, 3449 nt
Organism: Telopea speciosissima
Lineage: Eukaryota; Viridiplantae; Streptophyta; Magnoliopsida; Proteales; Proteaceae
Exons: 13
Coding region: 2-3313 (1103 amino acids)
Molecular function (GO): zinc ion binding; nucleic acid binding
Source: RefSeq, a predicted model, not a curated record